GGGGGGCGGCUGUGCGCCGGGGGGGCUGCUGUGCUCCGGGAGGCGCCGCUGCCGCAUCGCUGGGGCGCAGCUCCCGCCGCCGGCGGCUGAGCGGGUGCGGAAGGAGCUUUCUCCUUGUUCUCAAAGACACUCCAGCAGCUGCGUAUCUUUUAUUCCUACGAAUCCCUGUGAAGACAAGUUAUGUCAACAGCUACUCUAAUUAACUUGGUACGAAACGGAGGGUGUCAAGUCAGACGGAGAGCUGUGCUGACGUCCCGCUUCUUGCAAGACGAGAAACGUCCAACAGUUGCCUGCUACAGCUCCACCUCUGAGCACCGCGCUUCCCGCUUCGAUCCGGAUGGGAGUGGGAAACCUACCACAUGGGACACCUUCGGCAUCUGGGACAAUCGCAUUGACGAACCCAUUCUCCUCCCACCAAGCAUAAAGUACGGAAAGCCAAUUCCAAAAGUGAGCCUGGCCAAGGUGGGCUGCGCUAGCCACAUCGGGAAGCGUAAGGAAAAUGAAGACCGGUUUGAUUAUGCGCAGCUGACAGAGGACGUCCUGUACUUUGCAGUGUAUGACGGGCAUGGUGGGGCAGCAGCAGCAGACUUCUGUGAUAAGUACAUGGAAAAAUAUAUUAAAGAAUUUCUUGCUCAGGAGGAGAACCUGGAAAAUGUUUUGAACAAAGCUUUUCUAGAAAUAAACAAAGCAUAUGAAAGGCACGUUCAACUGUCUGCUGAUGGUCAUGAACUAGUUCCAAGGAAGACAACUCUGGUGAACUCUGGGACCACUGCAACAGUGGCUCUGCUCCGGGAUGGUAUUGAGCUGGUUGUGGCAAGUGUGGGAGACAGUCGUGCUCUGCUCUGUCGAAAGGGAAAGGCCAUGAAACUCACCAUUGACCAUACUCCAGAAAGAAAGGAGGAGAAGGAAAGGAUUAGGAAGUGCGGUGGCUUCGUUUCCUGGAACAGUUUGGGACAACCUCAUGUGAACGGUAGACUUGCAAUGACGCGGAGCAUAGGAGAUCUGGAGCUUAAAAACAGUGGUGUGAUAGCUGAGCCAGAAACAAAAAGGGUUCAGUUGCAUCAUGCAGAUGACAGCUUCCUGGUCCUUACUACAGAUGGUAUUAACUUCAUAGUGAACAGUCAGGAGAUCUGCGACUUCAUUAACCAGUGCCAUGACCCUGCUGAAGCUGCCCACGUUGUUACUGAGCAGGCAGUGCAGUUUGGUACUGAAGACAACAGCACAGUUGUAAUCGUGCCAUUUGGAGCAUGGGGAAAGUACAAAACCAGUGAGGUCAACUUCUCCUUCAGCCGCAGUUUUGCUUCCAGUGGGAGGUGGGCAUGAAGACCUGCCACAGCUCUCUUUUCCUGCCAUAAUCUGGACACAGUGUACUACAGGAGAACACAUCCAUCUGUUGUUGACUCAGUGUCUUGUCCAUCUCUUCGUUCCCAUUGUUACAGAAGAUGCCUCUGCUCCCUCGGUGCAUAAUGCCCCGUUGUUGCUUACAGCUGAUCGCGUUUUGCUGCGUUUAUUUAUUCCAGUUGGCAUUAAGGCAGCUAUUUACUUGGGUUUGUAGUCCCAGCAGCUCUGCACAUCACUUUGUUCACACAGAUGACGCUCUCAGUUUUCACCUAAGGCUGGAGGUGUUGCACAGUUGUUUCAUACCUACUUGUAUUACCCAGGACCCUUAGUUACCUGGCAGCUGUGUAAGUCUGAGUCUCUGAGCCACAUGCUGGCUUCUUUGUACAUUAAUACACAGGGGAACAAAAAGCACGUUUGUUGUCUUCCUCUGCUGUGCAGCCACUCCCCUGUACUUCAGGAGAAGCAGAUGAAAAAAAAGGGAGAAGUUUCAGAAGUGUUUAGGUUCUAAUGCCAGUGGCAUUUGGUGUAGCUGAACAACUUCCUGAGACAGUGCUGCUUUGCAGGGCUUUACGCUCUCACCAUCAUCCGUGAUCCUCUAGCUCCAAGGAGACAGAGCAAGCUGGAGCCAUGUGCUGUUGGACAGAUGGGAACGUUUUUCCAUUAGGUCCAAAGCCUGUACAGUCUCUGUGGACCACUCAGAAUCUCUUUACACUGUCUUCCCUUUGGUGUGCCAGUGCUUGACAGGAGAACAGGAGAAAAAAACCACAGUUUUGAUAUCCAGAGAGAGACUCUCAUCAACUUGAUUUUUUUUUUUUAACAGAAAACCAGCUCAAUGAGUUUACUAAUCAAGAUUCUUUGGAUAUAUAAGACAGGAGAGUAUUUCUUCAUAAUUAUAUGAGGAUUUUCCUGCCCUCUGCUGAAGGUUUCUUUUGGUUGGUUGUGAUCUCCUGUGUCUCUUCAUGUUAUACAGGGAGCUGUAAAAUGCCUAAAGCAAGCUAGGGAGAGAGCAUUAUAGUAACAUAAGGUACUUUUUAUAAGUUUGGUGUACUGUUUCUAGUAGGUGUCCGAUAUUCAGACACCAGAAGGUAGUUUUAUACUUAAAGGAAGUGUUUCCACUUCCCUUUCCGGAGGCAGUCUGCAUCCAGUGAGGCAUGGGGGGGGGAGGGGUGGGCCAGAGCUGUGAGCCAGCUCAUAUUGCUGCGGUGACACGGACUGCAGGUGAGGUGUUGGCAGCAGGGGAAGAUCUGUCCCAGUGUGCCUCGUUCCGACCUCCUUCUUCCUCCACUCCCCAUCAGGUGCACAGCUUCUGUGCCCUCUGAGUCACACACAUCACUAGUUUACAGUAAUGAUCCCCUCUCUCUCCCCAGAUUUUCCCAGGGCUGGGGUUCAGUAAGCCUUGCUUACCUGAGGCAGAGGGGCACCUUUAGUUGUGACUAGCGAGUGCAGGUUCUCAGUCUAUGGCAAGUUUGAAGAUUCCCACAAGCCAUCUGUGGCACAACUGGCAAAACACAGCCUCUCCCAAGCACUCAAGGAGAGGUUGCAUUUGACAGAGGGUAAGAGAGCUGCUCCAAGAACAUGGUUAUGACCAGUUUGUGCUGCUGCAUGAGCAGCUGAGAGCCUUUCUUCUGCCAAAGGCAUGACCUGCUAAAAGAGCAAGUCCCAGAGUUACUAGCAAAGGGUUAACCACAGCACUUCACUCUGGGCACAGUGAAGGGUUAGAGUCAAGCUCUGGAGAGGGAGUUGCUGUGGGGGUGGCUUUGGUAUCAAGUGUCAGACAGGCUUGAUCCGUGCUGCAGGGAUUUGGAUAAGGUUCAUGGACACUGCCCUAUUCAAAAGGCUGCUCCUUUCUGUUUGGCCAGCUAGCUAGCUAUCCAGACAGAAGAUAACAAGGGCCUUGGGGGUGUCUGUGACGAGCACACAUGGAUUUUUAUGAGCAGUGCUGGAUACUUGCCAAGCUGAAGACAUGGUAUUAAAUGCAAGCUGCUAACAAAGAAUGCUGCAAAUGAAGAGCAGGUGCUCUGAGGAAUGGCUUGGACAGAGUAGCUUCUAAACAUGGACCCAGAUGUGACAUGAUAUGAUAGAUUUUCUUCUCAUUGGAGGUUUUGGGGCAUUUUUUUUUAAUUCCUAUUUUGUUGCCUGAUUGUGCAGAGAACAAAAGUGGCUGGGGGCUUUUACUUCUUCUAACAGAGUGGUUAUCUGCUCAGAGGAAGGAUCUGUCCAUAACUACUUUUAAAUUUUAUAAAGGAAGGAUAAGAUAAGGCUUUGCAAAAUGGAAGAUGAUUAGACAAUGUAUUGGCCGUUGCUAUUGCUGCCUUUAUGCAAUCACAGAAAAAGUUAAGAUUGGAAAGGACUUCUGGGUGUCAUCCAGUCUAACGUCCUGCUCAGAGCAGGGCUAACUUCAGAACUGCAUACUGCAGUGAAGGGAUGUAUCCUGACAUGGAAAUGCAGUGCUUGAAAAGGAUAGGAGAAAGAAAGUAGCAUACAGUGCAGUUUACCUGUGGAACCACUUAAUUGUACUGAAGUUGAAAACUUACCAGUAUUUAACAGGCACUUUGUAUAGCUACCAGUACAUUUCACAAAUAAAUUAGCACACACAUAAAACUAAUAUAUGAGCCAUUUUGCUCUAAGCAAAAGUUAAUAACUGACAGAAGAUUAGAGAUGCAUUUCUUACGCACAAGUUGCUCCCUGCCUGCUCCCUCUAGUUUUCUGCAUCUCAUUCUGAAGUAAAUGAGCUACUGAUGAAGACAAAAUACUUUGCCAGUCGCCUGCCUGUUCCUUUUGCCAUUAAGAACAGAGGUGCCUUCACACUGGUUUGUGUGGGUUCCUCCCUUUGUGUUGCCCAUGGCAAGGCUCUGAGUGCCAGCUUGAAAAGCAUAGUAUUUGGUAGAAACUCUCCAUUACCAGAGCCAUUGGCCUCUGCUUCCUGAACCACAAUCCAGAGAGGUGUUGAGACUGUAGCUGGAGUUCCAGCUUGGUCUCUUUGUCACCCAGAAAGGGAUAUUUCAUGCUUUGUAGAGGGAACUCACUAAAAUGUCAUUUACAGCCUUGAUUUAGGAGAGCUGAUCUUUCUGAACCGUGAACAUGGUGCAAGAAAUGGGGAUGAGAUCCAACAGUUCAUUUAACACAGGGUCCUCUAUACAAUCAGUCCCUUUUGGUUGAAAAGGUCAGGUUUGGAGAAUAAUUGUGGAGGACAGUUUGUGGUUGAGAAUGGGGGUCUGGAGAGAGAUCAGCAAUAUCACUGCUUUUUGCAUACUUGGGGGAAAUGAAAAUUGUGAGGAGCUUAGACUCAUCCCAGAAUUUCCACUGACUUCCACAGGAUCAGGGUAUCAGAUCACCUUUUCUCUCUCAGCAGGUGGAUAUGCUGUCAUCAGAGGUAUUGCAAUUUCUAGCUAAGGGAAGAGCACAAAACAAGAGUUAUCAGUGGAACUGGUUUAGUAUUCAUUUUUGUUAAAUAAAUUCAGUUGGGCACUGCAAGGCCCAUUGGUCACUCACCCAACAAGCCAAAUGUAUUGGUACAGCAACACUCCAGCUUCUGAAGCUGCUGUUCUCAAGGCAGAGGUGUCCAGCAGGGUGUCCUCUUCACCCAGGAUAUCGAGUGCUUGGGCACUGGCGUGUGUCAUAACCCUCAGCAGACUGAAGUGCAAUUGCAUACAUUCAUUACAUAGUUUGCCUUAGGACUGUGUGUAAUUCCUGUGGUUCAAUAUUUAUGUUUGGUGUAAUCAGUGUUCAUAAUACAUCUACUUCUUAACUUUAUAGAGGUGUCCAUUGUGCCUUUUUUUUUUUUAAGAAAAAAGUUUGUCUUCAUCAGCUCAAAAGCUUCAGUGGAGCAGAUGACUCUGUACUUGAAUGCUUAAAAGAUCUUUUAAUAAAGAAUUGGCUUCCA
Messenger RNA from Apus apus (common swift), 5224 nucleotides. RefSeq names its product protein phosphatase, Mg2+/Mn2+ dependent 1K (gene PPM1K). The coding region runs from base 181 to 1323 and encodes 380 amino acids. The transcript is spliced from 8 exons. The record is from RefSeq and is a predicted model, not a curated record. Gene Ontology annotation, biological process: protein dephosphorylation. Gene Ontology annotation, molecular function: protein serine/threonine phosphatase activity; cation binding. NCBI's taxonomy places the organism in Eukaryota, Metazoa, Chordata, Aves, Apodiformes, Apodidae.